AUGAUAAAAACGAUGCCCUUUUUCCACAGCACUCCUGCCAAACAGGGCCCCAGCAAUAAAGAUCUCCGGACGGAAAGAGAGGCAGACAAAAAGCCCUCCACGUCGUCUGAAUCUGAACCUGACACCGUGUCAAUUGAAUCCUCGACCGAAGAGGCUCCGCCCAAAGGCGACAUGAAAACUCACAACCAAAGAGGGGCUCCUGUCCUAGGAAGCUCUCCCUCAGAAUUCAGCGGGAACGGCACCUCGAGCCCAGAGCCAAAUAAGCAUCGAGGAAUUACAGGCAAAAUAAUCAACGCCUUGUAUCCCCUUGCUGUUGGGAAAGCUAAAAUAAAGCACAAGAAGAAGAAGAACAGUAAACAGGAAGAAAGCAAGCCCAUCACAGUGGACCAAAUCAGAGAGCUCAUUCAAGAGAAAAAGCUAUUUGAAGCUGGCCAGCAUCUCCUUGUGCUGGAGAAGGAGUCUUACGACGAGAAGAGCGAAGAAGGGACAGGAGCGGAGCGGAGCGAGAUCAAAGCUGUUUAUGACCUUUUGAAACAAGAGGCCCUGGGCAUUAUAAAGACUUCAGUCAGAAUAGCCCCCACGAAUCCAGAGUUACUACAAAACACCGUGAGAGCCAUCAUGGAGCAAGUGAAGGAGGACGAGAGAGCUGCGUUAGAAGAGGCAUCGGGCAAAGCUUUGAGUCCCCGGCCCAGGAAAUGGAAGGAAGCUUGGACGGAGACGAUCCGGGAGUCAGUUGCCGAGCGCAUGCAAGUGCCAUCUUUCAGUGGCGUUGAAGGCCUCUCCGCGACCGCUCACAGCUUCCUGCACAUGGGGAAGACGAUGAAAGAUGACCUCAUCAUGGUGGUGCAGCAUAUUAAGCCCCAUUACGCUAAAGAUUUUCAAGUGUGCUGCAUUUAUGCCAAAUGCUACUACCAGUGUUUCUCUUCCCAGCUGGAGGCAAUUGCUCAGUUUGAACUGGGCAGUGGGGACAAUGCCCUCCUGCUCACAUGGGUGCAGAACAUUUAUCCAAAUGAAAUAAAAAAGCAUCCUGUCUUAGAGAAAGACUUGGAAGAAGCCAACCUAGGAAGCCUUUUGCCGCUAAAACAGAUUAAGCAUCUUGAAGAGAUUUACCUGAUUAAUGAGGCGGAAUCUCUGAAGCGCUGCCUGGCUAGAUGCUUGGAAAUGGAAGUCACGAGGUGGAGGCAAGGCAGGGAACCAGAGAAGCUGGAGGGCCAUUUUCACAGUGAACUGCGAAUAGAUGCCAUCCAGGCUGUGCAUGGAGGGCAAAAGCGUGCUGAAUACAUCACACCGGACCUGGGCGAACAAAUCGCACCAUUGCUUCUGGUGGAACUCCUGACCUUUCUGCAAAGCUAUAAGAAGGAACUCGAACGCUUCAUUAAGGAGAACAAACAGCCCCGAUAUUUCGAGGCAACUGUCAUUGCGAAUAUUAACAACUGUCUGAGUUUUCGAACCCAUGCUGAAAAAAGCACGAGACCAGGUCAGGAUGAUAUCAAACUACAGAUUUUUACUACACUUAAUGAAAUUGAAAACACAGGAAUUGAUGUGCUUCUUCAAGGCUUGUUUCAAGAGCUACAGCCUCUUUUUAAAAAGUUUACCCAGAAGACAUGGCUCUCCUGCACGGACAUUAUGAACGAAAUCAUAGCCUGCGCCAGCCACCACAUGUCAACGUUCCAGACUCUCGAAGAGCCUUUUCGAAAGGCUAUCAUGGAGAAAAUUCACCUCCACUUGGUCCGGGAACACAUUUCCAGGCUUGUAAAGAAGAAACUCAGCUUGAAGACUGCAGAACAGCAAAACAAUUUGUCGAGGGUCAUCCAAAACAAUGCCUCAAUGUUGUGCACUUUUUGCACAGAAAAUGGAUCCAAUGCCACGUGGCUAGAUCCUGUACUCCCAAGCCUGGCGGAAAUCAUCAAGCUUCAAGAUACAAAUGCCAUCAUGGUCGAAGUUGGUGGACUUGCCAGCAAAUAUCCCGAUAUCAGCAAGAAGCAUCUGGCAGCCAUCUUGUACUUCAAGGGCAACUUAUCUAGCAGCGACGCCAAAGGCAUCUUGAGCAUAUUGGACAUCCAUUUAAAUUCAACGCUUCCUCCCACAUCCUUGUUCUCAGCCAUCAAGCCUUCCUAG
Molecule: messenger RNA, 2118 nt
Organism: Euleptes europaea (tarantolino)
Lineage: Eukaryota; Metazoa; Chordata; Lepidosauria; Squamata; Sphaerodactylidae
Gene: TNFAIP2
Product: TNF alpha induced protein 2
Exons: 11
Coding region: 1-2118 (705 amino acids)
Biological process (GO): exocyst localization; exocytosis
Cellular component (GO): exocyst
Molecular function (GO): SNARE binding
Source: RefSeq, a predicted model, not a curated record